GGAUACCGGCUUGGGCUUCCGGAGCAAAGCCAUGCCCGGCAUCGCCUCCAUUGUAACCCAUUGUUGGGGGGGUCUGCGUACCCCAAUAACACCCUAAAAAGCAAGGGGGGGGGGGGGUUUCGGUGGGGGGGACGUUUCCCCCCGGUGAACAGGAGCGAUCCCAGGAGGUUUUGAGGAGCCGUGAGCGAGGACGGGAGGCACAAACCUUUGUUCCCGUGGCCCCCGUGCACCAUGGAGCCCUGGGUGAUUCUGGACCCGGGGCAGAAGGCGCUGUACCGGGAUGUGAUGCAGGAGAGCUACGAAACGCUGAUGUCCCUUGCACAGGGGCUGGUGAGAGAAAAAGCAGCGGAGGAAGGCGCCGUGGAGCAGAUCCCCGAGGAGCUCGAAGAGCGCCCGUCCCGCAGCCCGGAGAGGGCCAAAACCCUGGGCUCCAACAGGAGGAAAGCCAAACGGCCCGACAAAGCCGUGCCUCAAUGCAUCGCGAAGGUGCCCAAAACCACCCCGGCCCCGAAAUUAGAGUGCGUGAAGCCUCUCCGUGAGGCGAGCAGCAAGGGCUCGGCGCGGGAGCGGCCGUUCAGCUGCGCCGACUGUGGCAAGAGCUUCCCGUGGGCCUCGCACCUGGAGCGGCACCGGCGGGUGCACACGGGCGAGCGCCCCUUCGGCUGCCCGGAGUGCGGCGAGACCUACAGCCAAAGCUCCCACCUCCUCCAGCACCGCCGCACCCACGCCAGCGACCGGCCCCACAAAUGCGGCGAGUGCGGCAAGCGUUUCGCCGGGGCGGCCGAGCUGGCGGCGCACGGCCGGGCCCACGCGGCCGACAAACCCCACAAAUGCGGCGACUGCGGCAAAGGUUUCGUCUGGGCGUCCCACCUGGCCCGCCACCGGCGCGUCCACACCGGCGAGAAACCCUUCGGCUGCCCCGAGUGCGGCGAAGCAUUCACCCAAGGCUCGCACCUCGCCAAGCACCGCCGCAGCCACACGGGCGAGCGGCCCCACCGGUGCCCGGCGUGCGGCAAGACCUUUUGCCAAAGCUCCGACCUGGCUCGCCACCGCCGCACCCACCUGGGCAAGAAAGCUUUGCGCUGCGGGGACUGCGGCAAGCUUUUCCGAGCGGGGCCGGCGCUGGCCAGGCACCAACGGGGCCACCGGCAAGAGUGCACCCACCGCUGCGGCGACUGCGGGAAGGGUUUCGUUUGGGCGUCCCACCUGGAGCGGCACCGGCGCGUCCACACGGGCGAGCGCCCCUUCCCCUGCGGCAGCUGCGGCGAGCGCUUCGCCCAGAAAGCCCACCUCCUCCAGCACCGCAAAACCCACUCCCCCGAACGGCCCUACAAGUGCGGCGAGUGCGGGAAGCGUUUCUGGGAGGCCCCCCCUUUCCUCGCCCACCAGCAGGGCCACGUGGCCCAAAAGAGCUACACGUGCGACGAGUGCGGCAAGGGCUUCGCGUGGGCGUCCCACCUGGAGCGCCACUGCCGUGUCCACACCGGGGAGAAACCCUACGAGUGCCCCGAGUGCGGCGAAGCCUUCACCCAGAGCUCCCACCUCACCAAGCACCGCCGCAGCCACCUCCCCAAGGUGGAUUUUUCCCCGGAGAGGACCUGGCCGGCGGGGGAAAAGCCCCCCGCUGCGCCCCACUGCGCCGUGGGGUUGGCAGAGUCGCCCGGAGCCAGCAGCGGCGAGGAGCAAUGAAGGGCCCUGAGCGCCCCAAAAGAAAACUUUGGGGUGGGGACAAGAGAAAUGACAGCGAGUGACGCUUUUGAGGAGGGUGGCAGGGCUGCUCCGUGAGGUUUUAUCCUUCCUGGUGUCUCCUAGAAGCGACAGGGGAACGUUGCCUGCACCCUUGGUGGAGGGGACUCCAAAAAGGGACAUUUUUGGGGACACGAAGCCCCUUCCUGGGGGGACACACGGUGCCCUUCUCCAUUUGGAAGGGUCGAUGCGGAUUGCUGGGGCUGUCCUUGUGCCAAAAUACUUGGUUAUUUG
Molecule: messenger RNA, 1980 nt
Organism: Cygnus atratus (black swan)
Lineage: Eukaryota; Metazoa; Chordata; Aves; Anseriformes; Anatidae
Product: zinc finger protein CKR1-like
Exons: 3
Coding region: 232-1689 (485 amino acids)
Biological process (GO): regulation of cytokine production; negative regulation of transcription by RNA polymerase II; regulation of immune system process
Source: RefSeq, a predicted model, not a curated record